Periophthalmus magnuspinnatus is the source of this 1341-nucleotide messenger RNA. It is a transcript of the gene sox11a, whose product is annotated as SRY-box transcription factor 11a. The transcript has a single exon. Bases 42 to 1085 code for a protein of 347 amino acids. Gene Ontology annotation, biological process: anatomical structure morphogenesis; positive regulation of transcription by RNA polymerase II; neuron differentiation. NCBI's taxonomy places the organism in Eukaryota, Metazoa, Chordata, Actinopteri, Gobiiformes, Gobiidae. Gene Ontology annotation, molecular function: RNA polymerase II cis-regulatory region sequence-specific DNA binding; DNA-binding transcription activator activity, RNA polymerase II-specific. The record is from RefSeq and is a predicted model, not a curated record.
GUGCAGACGAGUGCCGGCUGAGAGUUCCGUGCGCAGACAGAAUGGUGCAGCACAUGGACCACGGCGAGACGGACGGGAGCAUGUCCAGAGAGGCUACCGACUCGGAGGAGAGCGAGUUCAUGGCAUGCAGCCCUGUGGCAAUCAAUCCCAACUGGUGCAAGACGGCCAACGGACACAUUAAAAGACCCAUGAACGCCUUUAUGGUCUGGUCUAAGAUUGAACGGAGAAAGAUAAUGGAGCAGUCACCUGAUAUGCACAACGCAGAGAUUUCCAAGCGGCUGGGAAAGCGAUGGAAGAUGCUUAAGGACACCGAAAAAAUUCCGUUUAUUCGUGAGGCGGAGAGGCUGCGGCUAAAACACAUGGCAGAUUAUCCAGACUAUAAAUACAGACCCAAGAAGAAGCCGAAGCAGGAAAACUCCAAGAGUUUGGCUCCCUCUCCAGAGAAGUGCGGCAAACUAUCUAAGGUCAAUAUCAAGAAGUGCGCUAAACUAAAAACUAAUAAGGGCCCAAAUAAGCACGCACACGGAUACGAUGACUGUGUAUUCCCCACUUACAAAGUUCAAGUGAAAAGUGAACCUUCAGACGAGGAAGACGAAGACUCCGAGGAUGAGUAUUACGCGCGCGACGAAGAGCGCACUAAACCUUACCUUGUUGCCAAAGUACCCGCGAGCCCAACUUUAAGCUCUUCAGCGGAGUCCGAGGGCACAAGCAUGUACGAAGAGGUAAGGAGCAGCAGCAGCAGACUGUUUUAUAACAUCAAGAAUAUCACCAAGCAGCAGCACGCGCCCUCCAGGUCUGCGUCUACCUCCUCUUCCUCAUCUUUCUCCUCUUCUUCCUCAUCCUCUUCUGCGGGGGACAGGGAUGAGCUGCUGUUUGACUUAUGCUUGGGCUCAGGCUCAGAGAUGGGGAACCCCAAUUCAGGAAACCUCUCCCUGUCUCUUGUGGAUAAGGACUUGGACUCGUACAGCGAGGGCAGCAUGGGCUCGCAUUUCGAGUUCCCGGAUUAUUGCACCCCGGAACUGAGUGAAAUGAUUGCAGGGGACUGGUUAGAGACAAACUUUUCUGACCUGGUCUUCACAUACUAAAGGGGUUGUGAACAUCUGGAGCAGUGGACUGUGGUCAGACAGAGUGAACUACUCAUCACUGGCACUGUUGUAUUUAUUAAUAAUAAAUAAAAAAUGUUUAUUAUUGAAUGAUAGAAUUGGAUCUAAGUCAGUUCUAAUUCAGGCACCUCAUAAAACUGAUUCAGAUUUUGGAUUACCUUGUUGGCAGAGACCCCUGAAGUGGCUGCAGACCUCAGCUUCCACUGUCUUCAGUGUAUAUCUUUACUAUACUCCACUG